Molecule: messenger RNA, 2881 nt
Organism: Trematomus bernacchii (emerald rockcod)
Lineage: Eukaryota; Metazoa; Chordata; Actinopteri; Perciformes; Nototheniidae
Gene: cog4
Product: component of oligomeric golgi complex 4
Exons: 19
Coding region: 60-2381 (773 amino acids)
Source: RefSeq, a predicted model, not a curated record
GUUCCAGGGAGUACCUUAACACAGUGACGUUAGGUCCUGUCCUGUAUUUGUGGCGGAAGAUGGCUGACAGCGGAGUCUUGGCAGCGAGAAGAUCCGACUCUGGCUCUCUGUCCUCGGUCAGUAUGGAGACCAUCUCAGCGCUGACGGAACUGGAGGACCUGGAGAGAGUUUACCGGCAGCUCUGCACGGAGGAGAAAGAAGUGGAGUCUGAGCUGGACAGACUGGUAGGGCAGGAGGGGAGUAUUCACACAAAGAUGCUGGCCCUGCAGAGGAUGGGGCCCAACCUACAGCUGAUUGAAGGAGACGCCAGUCAGCUGUCAGGCAUGAUCACAUUCACCUGCAGCCUGGCUGAAAACGUCAGCAGCAAAGUCAGACAGCUAGACCUGGCAAAGACACGGCUGUAUAACGUCAUCCAGCGUGCCGAUGAUAUCCUGGAUCUGAAGUUCUGCACAGACGGCGUGCAGACAGCGCUCCGUAAUGAAGAUUUUGAGCAGGCUGCUGCCCACAUCCACAGAUACCUCUCUCUGGACCAGUCAGUUAUAGAGCUGAGUCGGCAGGGAGACGAAAGCAGUGCUGUGGAUGCCAGUCUCGUAAUGCUGCAGGAGGCCGAGCAGAAGCUGAAGGUCAUCGUUGCUGAGAAGCUGGAUGAAGCUGUCGCAGCUGUCGACCUCGCACAGGUGGAAAGGUUCUUCAAGAUCUUCCCUCUGUUGGGCCUCCACCAGCAGGGCCUCGCCCGCUUUGGCCAAUAUCUCUGCAGUCAGCUUGCCUCUAAAGCUGAAGAGAACCUGCUCUUGGCCACAGGAGGAGAACUGGGGGAGAAGAGAGCAUCGCUGGUGUUUGCAGACACUCUGACGCUGCUGCUGGAGGGUAUUGCCCGUGUGGUUGAGACUCAUCAGCCCAUAGUGGAGACGUAUUACGGUCCAGGCCAUCUGUACACACUCAUCACUCACCUGCAGCAGGAAUGUGACCGACAAGCUCAGAAAAUAGUCGACAAGUUCAUCCAGCAGAGAGGAUACCACAACAAGUUUCAGGUCGUCCAGAACAGCAUGAUGAAGAGCGUGCCGGGAGAGACGCUCGAACCCAGGGAGCUGGACCCUGUGCUGGCUGAAGUAACUCUGAUGAACGCCAGGGCGGAGCUCUACCUGCGCUUUUUACGCCGCCGCUUGCUGGCCGACUUCGAAGUUGGGGAUGUUCAGAGCGUCACACAGGAGCAUCAGCAGAACGUGGAGAAGCUGCUGAAACACUGCAUGCUGAGCCGGACCAUGCAGGAGCUGAUUGGCUACUAUAUCCCAAUGGAAGAGUACUACAUGAGGGAGACUGUCAACAAGGCUGUGACUAUGGAUUCGUAUGAAAAGGGCCAGCUGACAUCCAGCAUGGUGGACGACUGUUUCUACAUCGUGAAGAAGUGCAUCAGUCGAGCUUUAUCCAGCUCCAGCAUCGACUGCCUCUGCGCCAUGAUCAACCACGCCAACUCCGUGCUGGAGUCGGACUUCAGGGAGGUUUUGUAUAACAAGCUGCGGCAGGGCUUCCCGGCCACGACGCUUCAGGACAUCCAGCGAGGCGUCAGCAGUGCGGUCAGCCUGAUGCAGAGCAGCUUACAGCAGGGGAAGUUCAACACCAUGGGCAUCGAGAGCGCUGAAAACGCCAAGGCUGCAUUUCUGGUGACUCUGAAUAACGUAGAGGUCUGUAGUGACAACAUCACCACUUUAAAGAGAAACCUUGAGAACGACUGCUCCAAGUUGUUCAAUCAGGUUCCCGGCUCCGGGGACCAGGCUAAGAUUGAAAGCUGUUUGUCCGACCUCGUCAACACAUCCGCCAAAUUCAAGGAUCUCUUACAGGAGGGCCUGACCGAGUUGAACACAACAGCCAUAAAGUCUCAGGUGAAACCGUGGAUCAGCAGCUUCCUGUCCAUCUCUCACAACAUCGAGGAGGAGGAGUUUAAUGAUUAUGAAGCUAAUGAUCCCUGGGUGCAGCAGCUCAUCGUCAACCUGGAGCAGCUCAUGGCAGAGUUCAAGACGGCCAUGUCUGCUGUGAUCUACGACACUCUGACCAGCCUGAUGACCAGCUUGAUAUCUAUAGAAAUGGAGAAGACCGUCCUCAAAUGCUCGUUCAGCAGGCUCGGAGGGCUGCAGUUCGACAAAGAGCUUCGGUCUCUGGUGGCGUACCUCACCACCGUCACCACCUGGACCAUCAGGGAUAAGUUCGCUCGCCUCACACAAAUGGCCACCAUCCUAAACCUGGAGCGGGUAACUGAGAUCCUGGAUUACUGGGGGGCGAACUCGGGCCCCCUGACGUGGCGGCUGACCCCGGCGGAGGUGCGUCAGGUUCUCGCGCUGCGUAUCGACUUCAGAAGUGAAGACAUCAAGAGGCUGCGGCUGUAACUCAUUCACCAGCUGGUUAGCAGGGAUCAUCCUAAAACACCAACCUUGUGAUGUUGGCAAAAAGACAAGGAAUACAUUUUUGUCUGAAUGAAAGAUUAUCAUACUGGAUAUUUCAGGCAGGUUUUCAGGCUCCGUCUUCUCCUGCAGGCCGGCUCAUGUCAGUCUGAACCAGAGUUACUGCCCGGAUUGUAGAUGUAUGUUUUGUGGUUAAGGCGAGACACUAAAGGCAAAAAUAUAGUUUUUUCAUGCACCGGUUUUGGGUUUUUUGAUUUCAUAACAUGUUUUCUUUCUACGUACAAAAUACACAUUAAGUUAUUUCAUGUUGACUAAUUAAGCUUGUAGAUUUGUAUAUCAUAUUCAUAUUCUGAUGUAAAUGGGUUGUUAAUUUUCAUUUUAUUCUUAAAAACAUUGCAAUUCUUUUUGUAUGGCUGUUGACAGAAAUGUAAAGUUUCCCUUGUAAAUACACUUAAAUAUUUCAAAUAAAAUAAUAAGACGUGUAA